AUGUUUGCGGUCUUGGAAGCCGGACGUUACUUGUACGGUGAUGUGUUGGUCGACCUCAUAACCUCGGUCGUGUACCCGGAAGCCGACCUCAGGCUGAAGGUGAGUGCGGUGUCUCGACCAAUCGAUCGAUAGUAAAAUUGACUCACUCGGUCGAUAACCAUUAUAAAAGAUAGGGAAUACGUUUGAUACGGGUUAAGAUGCGGUUUUUCAUUGUUUUCCCGUUUGCUCUACAUCUCUUUUGUUGAGAUUAACAUAGUCGAGACUGUGUAUUUACAGGCAAUUAACCUGUUUACAGUAGUUUAUAGCCCUAAAUUGGCCAAAGUAAAAAUAAAGGCCGACCUUUACCUUCCUUUAGAUUAAUUUUACAUCCUUUGGACCCAAACGUAAUAUGUUUAGUUAAAAACUGUUAAAACCCUUUCUGCUCAUAACAUGUACAUACCUUUAUAUAUGAUAAGCCCCAACUGAUAACCGGGUUUAGGGAGGCCUGAAGCGUGAUGCGAGUGGACUGGGCAGUUGGCUGGGAGUGGCAGGCAGCAUGAGUGUAGCCAGUUUCUUGCUGCUCACCUUCCUUAUACUGCUCGUCAUCGCCAUAUUACACAUACCACUGCCUUACGAGAUAUGUGAUCGUCACAAAGUGCAAUUCUUCGAGUUUUUACUACGUGUUUCAAAUGAAUAUCUUGUAAGUUUUAGUUAUAGACAUUGUUGUAGAGGACUUAGCUCAUUAUUUUAAGUUUGUUAACUUCUUAUAUUAUAGUUGGUUUAGGCUUAUCAUUUCAUCGAAACAUAGCAUUACUUCUGUUACAUCUUUUUAUAGUAGUAAGCGUAUACAUAUUAUUUUAUCUUGACUAAUUUGACUUGAAACAUUCCGCUCGCUGUGGCUGACCACCAGCUGUGUUAUCUUAAGCGACUCGAACCAACGCUCACUCUCUAACCCAAUUUUAAGAACCAGAAUAGUUUCGACGAACACCUAACAUAAUAUACUCAUUACAUUUCAGGGUAAUAUAAUAGAGCUGAUCUUCGGUGUGAGACUGCGCAACUGCUUUACUCGCUUCGUGGCCGGUAUUCCUUAUUUAUUCCAAAGUAAAGCCCCGAAAUGGUGUAGUAUCAAGGAAGAGCAGAUAGCUGGGGUCACCUGCAGAGUCUAUUUACCUGACAAAAGCACUCGGAGGAGUGACAGUCUGAUCAUCUUCAUUCACGGCGGAGGAUGGUGCAUAAUGAGGCCUCGUAAGUAGAAUAUAAAGAUUGACAGAGUAAUUGUAAAUAGUUUUAAAAAGUAGUUUUGUUAUGGCAGCUUUGAUCACAGAAUCAAUCUUGGUUAUUUCUAUUAACAGUUUUGACACAUUCUAUCAAAACAUACUUCAAAAUUUCAUAACUUACCAUAUCAACUUUCCCUACGUUAUCAAGUAUGUUAAGAGUUACUUGUUUAUAUAUUACCAGUUUGCUCAAAAGUAAAUAGAAUCUUAUAAAUUUAAGUCGUUUUUUGAUUUUUCUAUUGAUUUUCUGACCAAGAUGAUAUCACAUGAUCAGUUUACGAUCAGCUGUUACAUCACAAUGUUUUUUAUGUCACCACUGUUUACAGAGUUGUAACCUCUAAAAUCUGCUUCCUUGUAAUCUUUAAUUUUCCAAAGUUUCUGUUGUUACGACAGUGUUCGAUAUGCUUCUGGAGGUAUUACACACGGAAUUAAUCAUUAAAACCUAACGAACGUUCGCUUUACAACGGAAUGUGAACAUCCAGCACAUGAAUAUAUUGUGAUAGCACAGUCAUAGUUGUAGCCUUGAGUUUACUUGAAUCUUGAUAAGAUAGUCAAAAAUACAAAAGCAUAAGAAAGCUUAAAAUUACCGCACUGUAACUCAAUCCUUUUAUUACUCUACAAUAACGUCACCUAUUACCACACAAACAUACCACGGUCAUUACAAGUAUAUCGUGGUCAUUACAGGCUUCUAUGACGGUCCAUUACUGUCGCUAAUACGACGAACCGGAACGCCGAUCAUAUCCAUCGACUACGAUCUGGCGCCAGAGAAGCAGUUUCCUCACGCUAUCCUACAGUGCGAAGGAGUAAUUAAAGAGCUGUACGAGAGAAGGUAGGCUUCCACCGAAGUCACGGUGAAUACGACUAUUUCAGAUUCCUCCAGUACCAAGUGAACCCCGAGAAGAUUGUACUGAUGGGUGACAGUGCUGGUGGUAACCUGACUGCUGUAGCUUGUCAACGAUUGAAAAGAGAAGGGAAAGGGCAUUACAUCAAGGUAACUGCGACUAACAAUCACUAACACAUUAAAGUAAACAAUAACCUUAACAAUUACAAUAUCUUUCUAAACAUUUCUUAUAUUAACCUUACGAAUAGAACAAAAAAAGCAUUACGGUAUAACAAAGCCGGACUGUAAUUACAGUAGCCGAACAAAGACAGAUUAACCUGUAAAUAACAAAGACUCAAUACCAUAAACAACAGAUUACCACGGUAAUUUCAGUCUCAAAUCCUUGUUUAUCCCGUUAUCCACAUGUUCGACUUCUUGUCGCCGUCGUAUCAAUUAUAUUACUAUCGCUACAAAGGAACGGCGCUUCUGAAUCCAUUCUCGCUGGCUAGAUGGUACUUGAUGUACGUUGGAAUAGAGCCGAGCAUGAAGAACAUCAAGUUGAUGAUCAAGAAUCAGCAUUUGCAUAAGUAAGCAUUCGGUGCUAGACUAUAUUCUUUACGAACAACUUUUAAAAUUCCAACUUUUUCUAUGCUACAGUAUACGAAACAUGUAAACAGUAACUUUACAGUAGUGUAUCAAAUAAUUCUUUACGAAACAUCACUUUGUUGACGAAAAUCAAUGAAAAUUACACUUUUUUUAUUGAUUUUAGUCAUCAGUACUGCCACCAAUUAAUUAAGACACACUUCGUAGCCUUUUUUACAUUACUGUAAAGCAAAAUUAAUCAAGUUACUUUGCAGAGAAGUCGUCGAUCAUGUCGAGACUUCAGCCUUAGCUCACCAUCAUCGUCUGCCUAUGGCAUGGACAGACAAAUCAACAUAUCGAAAGCCAAUGCCUUCCCCUAACUCAUGUCCUCAGGUAAAAUAUUGUCUUCAAUGAUAGUCAAAACAUUUUUUUUUAUAAUUUUUUAAAAAAUUUAAAACGGUUUUUAAUAUUAAAAAGAUUAAAAAUGAUUUUGAAUAUAUAAAUAGUCUACAACCCAUAUUUUGAACACUUCUAAAUACAAAAACCUAAUCUUGUUUACCCAGAACAACACUCAAAACCCAGUAAUAACCUUCUCUUUUUAGCUAGCCGAAAAGUUCCGCCAACUCCUCACCAACCCUGACAUCUGCCCCAUCGUCGAAAAAGAUUUGUCCAAUCUGCCACCAGCUUUAGUUAUGACAGCUGGCAUCGAUGUCCUCAGGGAUGAAGGUGUACAUUAUGCUACACGACUAAAGGAGAACGGCGUCAGAACACGGUGGAAUCACUACGAAUCCGCCUUUCACGGUGUGAUGAACAUGCCCAAGAGCAAACAGCGAAAGCAGAUGCUGGACGACAUUCAUGCACAUCUGAUAGAGCUCAAGCUACUUUAA
Molecule: messenger RNA, 3542 nt
Organism: Bursaphelenchus okinawaensis
Lineage: Eukaryota; Metazoa; Nematoda; Chromadorea; Rhabditida; Aphelenchoididae
Source: the annotation of a GenBank genome assembly